This is a messenger RNA of Tachysurus vachellii, 3089 nucleotides long. Its product is annotated as C2H2-type zinc finger protein. Gene Ontology annotation, molecular function: DNA-binding transcription factor activity, RNA polymerase II-specific; RNA polymerase II cis-regulatory region sequence-specific DNA binding. Gene Ontology annotation, biological process: regulation of transcription by RNA polymerase II. NCBI's taxonomy places the organism in Eukaryota, Metazoa, Chordata, Actinopteri, Siluriformes, Bagridae. The transcript has 9 exons. The coding region runs from base 259 to 2988 and encodes 909 amino acids. The record is from RefSeq and is a predicted model, not a curated record. Gene Ontology annotation, cellular component: PcG protein complex; transcription regulator complex.
CAUCUGGACGCAUGAUGGCGCUGUGAGAAAAACUUGGAGAAGUUUCUACAGUGUGGUUCUCGGGAUUGUUCAACAGCUCCGUGGAUUUCUGGUGUUUUUGGUUGGGUUUAUAAUUCUAAACACCGAAAUUAGUCAUCGUGUCCUGUUUAAGCACGGAAACCGGUGCCGUGUGAAGACGUUUGUGCAUCUAAAGUAAAGCUACAAGUUUAUCUGGAGAAUAAUAAUAAUAAUACAGCUAGCAGCUUUAGCCUAGCUGUGAUGAUGGAGGUCGGAGUCUCAAGGCAGGAGGACAUUAAGGAUCCUCUUCUCCUGCCCUCUGUGCGUCUCCUGGUGCCACCUGUGCGACUCAUGUCAGCAGUCCUGUGGCAGGCCAUGCAGCAGCAGGAUGUAAUGCAGUACGGGAUGCUUGCAGACUUUGUUUCGCUGGUUAUUGAAGCUGUACCAGAACUCUGCAGUUCUACGCAUGCAGUCCAGCUUGCUCUGGGUCUGCGAGCAAAGCUAAUUUUGGAGCUGUGCUGCAGGGCUGAAACAGUGGACACACAUUUGAUCCAGCUUCAUCUCAACAGCAUUCAUUUGGUCAAAAAUGUUGGCAGCACAGAGCUAGAAGAGACAGGAGUUCACUUUGUCCAAAUGGUUCACGCGAUAAUCGAAGACGCUGAGCAGAGAGAACGCUUCUUCCAGAAUGUGUUUCCAGUGGAGUUUGGACCUGGCUAUGACUCUGCCCUUCAGACACUUAUGUGGGACUUCCUGUCCAGACUGGAGCACUUCCUUCCAGUGCCAGACCUCCUUCAGACCGUGUCCUGGCUUAGAUCUGAGACUUCUGCUUUAAAAGACUGCGAGGAAUCCAUCAGCAACCCAGAUAGCUUGAGAUCACUGCUCCAUCACCAUCGGUGCCUUGGACAACUGGAUACUUGUGCCUCUUUGUCGUCACCUCAAGUUGGCGACUGCAUCCUGACUGCUCUGUCUGGCAAGAGAAACCAACUGGCUCAGAUGGACUCGGGUCUCGGUCCACCUGCUCCCACUGAGAUGCCCAUGUGUGUAAUGGACGGAACCGACGUGGAGACCGUCGUGGUCACAUCCGAAUGGACGGAGAUUGAAAUACACGCAAACCAGCAAACCGGAGAGGACAAAAGUGAGGACGGUGACGAUUCACCUCCGGCUGCUGUCUGCGAUCAGAGCGAGUCACGGACUCACAGAAACACAGAGGAAGGUGAAAUCCAGACUGGGAAGCACACUGACACUGAGAAUUGUUUCAGAGAGUCUACACUGAUCUAUAAUAAACAUGAUGAAUCUGUAAGUUGUACUCAAGACUGGACUGCAGAAACGGUACAGCAGGAAUGUAUGGCUAAGGAGAGACAGAGUCUGGCCUGCAGCACUACGCCUCCUCUGGAGUCUACGCUCACUGUACCUGUGACCGCCGAUGACGGAGCUGCCGCUUUUACAAUCCCCGCAGGGACCCGCAGAUCAGCUCGAAAGCCGAAGAAGACUUGGAAGCUGAAAUUGGUUCAUCUACAGAAACGAAACCCUGGUGUGGUAAACAGACAUAAGCAAGAGAGAACACCGCUUGCACCUAUGAGGAACUCGGGGAAGGUCACAGAGAUAGACAGAGAAUGUAUCAACUCAGAUAACAGGGACGUUGCUGAGCUGUCUGUAUCUCCUGGUCCUGCCACAAGUGAUGGAAAUACAGAGCUCUCGUCCAAAUCAUUCACCUGCCCUCACUGCCCGUUUACACACGUUCAGGAACGCUAUGUGAAAAGUCACAUGAAAAAGGUUCACCCGGUUUCGUCAUCGACCGAGAAAGAGCCUCACGUGUGCCAGGUGUGUGGCAAAGGAUACCGCUACCCGGGCAUGUUGAAGGCGCACGAGCGCAGCCACACAGGCGAGCAGCCCUUCCAGUGUACAGCUUCCCACUGUGGCCGCCGCUUCUCACACAUUCAAGCCCUGCGGCGCCAUCGUUUGAUACACAGUGGCAAAAAAAGUCCUCAAACCCCUGCUGGUGAGAGACUUCAGGAAGCUGAGCUUGAAAAAAGUGAACCUCAGGACGGUGAACCCUGGAUGUACACCUGCCUGUAUUGCAGCGAGAGCUUCAGUUCACACAGUGCUCGCCGUGAGCACCACAAGACGCAUCCCGAGGAAGAUCUGCAGCGCUGUAACGACUGUGGAAAGAGACUGAGCUGUCAGGCUGCGCUGAUCAGGCACAAGCGAGGCCACAUGGGUGAACGGCCACACAAAUGCCUGCUCUGCGGCUCCAGCUUCGUGUGCACCACCAGCUUCAAGCGCCACAUGCUCGUGCAUCAGCCUGAGAGGCCGUACCGCUGCAGCUGCGGUAAAGGCUUCACCUAUAAAGGCGCCCUGCUGUCCCAUCAGCGUACUCACACAGCCGAGAGACGCUACAGGUGCUCUCGCUGCAGCAGAUGCUUCCUUUACCCGGGAGAACUGAGAAAGCACGAAAGGACGCACUCGGACGAGAAGCCGUACCUGUGUCCGCACUGUGGCAAGAGUUUUAAGAGAGAGAGGAUCCUUCGUGCACACGUCGCCGGCCACACCGAAGACAAAAUCUUCAAAUGCUCCUUAUGCAACAAAACGUUUGCGUAUAAAGCGAGCCUGACCAGGCACGAGCUUACACACACAGGCGAGAGGCCUUUCCUUUGCUCAGACUGUGGCAAAACCUUCUUUUCGUUCGGGGAGCUGCUGAAACACCAGCGCUACCACACGGGGAUCAAGCCGUUCCAGUGCUCACACUGUGACAAGAGCUUCACACAGGCUUGCUACCUGCAGCUGCACACCAGGUACCACACGGGGGUUCGACCCUACACCUGCCCCCAGUGCAGCAAAAGCUUCUUCACUUCUUGCCGUCUUAAGAGACACAUGCAGAUCCACACCGAUGAGAAGCCGUUCGAGUGCAAGGAGUGCGGCAAGAGGUUUAGGCAGGCCUACGUGCUGAAAGUGCAUUGGCGCACACAUUUGGAGAAAGAACUGAGGGUUUAAUGGAAGACACUUUUUUGUUUUGAGUGGUGUUUUUUUUUUUGGAAUUAAUAAUAACAAACCCAGCUACCUUUUGAUAGAUUUUCAUUUUAAAACAAGCACUU